GACUUCCUAGCGAACGUAGUGCCGCUGAACGCAUCCCUGGUAACCAAGGCAAUGACGCCACCCCGUAACCAAGGCACGCUCUGAAGACACAACACUGGACAGCACGGCUAGCAAAUCUUCGGAUAAUCUUCUAACAUUUCGACCAAGCCACGUUUAAGCAUUGGACCGAUUUAAAUAUUAACGCCGUUGUUUCCGAGCUUUCCUCAGGCCACACGUCUAGCCCCUGUUCGGUCUCUCAGACUAAGUUCAUAACCUGAAUUUCAGUGUUUUGAAUACGCUCUACCUGCAAGCUAGCUAACGUUAGUGACAUAGCGUCCAACACCAUGGCUGAAUUCGGGUUUAAUGAGCACCACCAGAAUGAGGUCAUCAGUUACAUGCGGUUUGCCCGUUCAAAGAGAGUCCUGAGGCUGAAGACCAUCGACACAUGUUUUGAAGAACUCAAAGACAGCAGGCUGGUGGAGGAGACGUUCACGGUGGAUGAGGUGCGGGAGAUGCUGGAGGGUCUGCAGGCGGUGGUGGGGGGGGAGGUGGAGACGGAGCUGAUCAACACGGCCCACACUAACGUGCUGCUGCUCCGCCAGCUCUUCUCCCAGGCUGACAAGUUCUUCCUGCGGCUGCAGACAGACAUCUCCGAACUGGAGAACAGGGAGCUGCUCGAGAAGGUUGCUGAGUUUGAGAAGACUGACUUUAAAACCACUAACAAGGUGAACCAGGAGAGCAGUAAACCAAGGCUAGUGCCUCUUAACGAAGGGGGUGUGUCAGAGCUUCUGAACAAGGAGAUCACAAGACUACAGGAGGAAAACGAGAAGCUGAAAUCCAGACUGCGGAACCUGGAGUCCCAGGCCAUGAAUGUGUUGGAUGAGAAGACGAGGGCUGAGCGAGCUCUGAAAGACCUGCAGAAGGUCCAGGGAGACCAGCAGGGGGCGACGCGGGAGCAGGAUCUGAGCAGCCUGGAGAGCACGGUGGCGGCCCUGAAGGAGGACUACGAGCGCACGCUCAACGUGAACGCCGCCUCUCAGAAGGACCUGCAGCAGAACCUGGUGUCGGCCAAACACGACCUGCUGCGUGUCCAGGAGCAGCUUGCCAUGGCCGAGAAGGAGCUGGACAAGAAGUUCCAGCAGACUGCCGCCUAUCGCAACAUGAAGGAGAUCCUGACCAAGAAGAACGAGCAGAUCAAAGAGAUCAGGAAACGACUGCAGAGGUACGAGUCAGACGAAUGAGAUGCUGUUCCUCCCCCUACGCAACCGACGUAGUACAACAACGGAAAACGAUGAAGGCGAGCGAGGACCAAUUUUUCUUUGAUAAAUGUCCUUACCACGCGGAACGUCUUAAAGACACGCCCCCACUUGAUCCAGCACCUCGCCACGCAGACCCAAUGACAUGAAAAGAGAGAGCGAUCCUCAACAUCAUUUCUAUUUUGUCACGCUUUUACCAGAAUUCUGUAGGCUACAGUAUAGAGAAUCUCACGUGGGUUUUGUUUGGGUUGGGCGUAGGCUAGCUUUAACUAGGUCUAUUUGGUAGAAGUAAUGAAAUGAAAACCAGGCAAUCCCCUGAUUGAGAUCCUUCCUCCUAGUGUUGGGUUAGAAUAAAUCUCCUUGUUCCAGAUUCAUUCUUAGUUCCCAUUCCCGCCACAAGUACACAUGCCCCCAUCAGUGGUCUAUGCAAAUAACCCUUCCCUUUGUCCUCUCCCUGGUCGUAAUCUGGAUUAUUCUAGAUUAGUAAUCCAUAUAUUAAUCCAGAUCGUUCUGUCCUUUUGAAGGAGGCCUUUGUGUGUUUUAUGUGUCUGCGUGAUAGGUCGUAAGGGUGUAGAGAGGGGAUAGUUCACCCUCUCACCACUAGGGGGUGGCAUUACUGCCUGUACUGCUAUAACGAAUGCGUUCAGAUAUCAGAUUUGCAUUUCGAAUAAAACCCAUAUUCUAUCUCUUCUAUAACACACUCCAGUACAAAACGUUUAGCUUCAUAUAAUAGAGUCCAUCUAGAGAGCUUUUUCAACAGUGGUGUUACAGCUACUAUUUGGAUGUAUCCAUGAAAUGUUUACUUUGAUUUCUUACAUGUUUAUUUUAUGCCCUUCUAUAUAUUGCAUUGUAUAUCAUUAUAAAAAUCGACGUAAGGAACGAUAGUGAUCCUGAAAGUUUGAACUUCAACGUUACCUAGAAGUUAGGAGUGCAUAUGAUAUUUUUAUCCCAAAAAAAAUGUAUCUUGUUAUUCGAAAGUGAGGUAUUUGACCUGAUGAUGUAAUGCUCUUGUGGAGUGUGAUGCAUCCUAGAUGUUUUAUUUAUUUGUAUCAUCUGAAAUCUAGGCUAACCAAGGCUGUAACCAAAUUGGGGAGGAAAAUAAUUUCAAUCAACUAAGUGAUGUGUUUUGUCCAUUUAUUUACUUCAUUAUUGUGUGCAAAUUAUUCUUGCAGAUCAUUUGUCAUACAAGGUUAAAGUAAUGAUAAUGAUAAUAAACCUUUGGGAUCUUUUGAGAGCAUAUUUGAAACACAACGCAUGUUAAAUAGGUUCAUGAUGACCCUAAUCCAAAAUUAACUGCCAUAAAACCAUGCAAGACAC
Molecule: messenger RNA, 2552 nt
Organism: Gadus chalcogrammus (walleye pollock)
Lineage: Eukaryota; Metazoa; Chordata; Actinopteri; Gadiformes; Gadidae
Gene: lztfl1
Product: leucine zipper transcription factor-like 1
Exons: 10
Coding region: 324-1220 (298 amino acids)
Biological process (GO): negative regulation of protein localization to cilium
Cellular component (GO): cytoplasm
Source: RefSeq, a predicted model, not a curated record